Molecule: messenger RNA, 1314 nt
Organism: Sugiyamaella lignohabitans
Lineage: Eukaryota; Fungi; Ascomycota; Dipodascomycetes; Dipodascales; Trichomonascaceae
Gene: ERG11
Product: sterol 14-demethylase
Exons: 1
Coding region: 1-1314 (437 amino acids)
Molecular function (GO): heme binding; oxidoreductase activity, acting on paired donors, with incorporation or reduction of molecular oxygen, reduced flavin or flavoprotein as one donor, and incorporation of one atom of oxygen; iron ion binding
Source: RefSeq, a predicted model, not a curated record
AUGAAAAUCCAUACUGGUCGUGUUCAGACUACUUUUGAUAUGAACAUCAUUACUGUUCAUCCCGAAAAUAUUAAGACCAUUUUGGCCACCAACUUCAAGGACUAUUCUCUUGGUGUUCGUUACCAACAAUUGUUCCCCUUACUUGGAAAUGGUAUUUUCACUCUCAGUGGAGAGGGCUGGAAACACUCCCGUGCCAUGUUGCGUCCUCAGUUCUCUCGUGAGCAAGUAUCUCAGAUUGAUACUUUGCGAGCUCACGUCAGCCAGCUCAUACACAAUUUUAAGACUAAGUCCAAGAAUGGAACUGAGUUUUUUGAUGCACAAGUCCAGUUCCAUAAUUUGACCAUUGAUACUGCCACCGAGUUCUUGUUUGGUGAAUCUACUGAUUCCUUAGCCGAUUCUGAUAAGAAAGUCCAGGGCCCUACUCGUCUUGUUUCUGCCACAGAUUUUGCUGAACACUUUACUGCUGCUCUUGAUGUGUUGGCUCUCCGUACUCACGUUGGUCCUCUUUACUGGCUCGUUGAUGGUUGGAAGUUCAGAAACAGUAUUGAUAUCUGCCAUAAUUUCGUCACCUACUUCGUUAACAAGGCUCUGCAAAACCCUCUUGAGAAGGGUACUGAGACCACUGGUAGAUACGUCUUCAUUAACGAGCUUACUAAAGAAACUCGUGAUCCUAUCGUUAUUCGUGAUCAAGCUUUCAACAUUCUGCUCGCUGGCCGUGAUACCACUGCUUCUUUGCUCUCGUUCAUUGUCUUCUAUCUUGCUCGUGACAAGCGUGUCUGGAACACUCUUCGUCAAGCUGUUUUAGAAGAGUUCGGCACUGAGGUUGAGUCUAUCACUUUCGAGUCUCUUAAGAGAUGUACUUACCUCAACUACGUCAUCAAUGAGGUCCUUAGACUUCAUCCCAUUGUUCCCAUCAACUUCCGUACUGCUAUUCGUGACACUGUUCUCCCCAAGGGCGGUGGCCCUGAUGGAAAUGAUACUCUUUUCGUUCCCAAGGGUACUAAGAUUGUGUACACCGUCUAUACCACCCAGAGACUCAAGGAGUUCUGGGGUGAAGACUCUGAAGAGUUUAGACCUGAGCGUUGGGCCGAGGGAAAAUCACACACCUGGGAUUACUUACCUUUCAAUGGUGGUCCCCGUAUCUGUAUUGGCCAACAGUUCGCCCUUACUGAGACUGGUUUCACUCUUGUUCGCAUUAUCCAAACCUUCAAGGACAUUAUUUACCAAGGCAGUCCGUCUUAUGAGAAUCUAUCUCAAUGGACCAAGCUCACUGCCAGUGUAGCUGACGGUGUUUGGGUCUCGUUUGUCGAGUAA